Molecule: messenger RNA, 1053 nt
Organism: Symbiodinium natans
Lineage: Eukaryota; Dinophyceae; Suessiales; Symbiodiniaceae
Source: the annotation of a GenBank genome assembly
AUGUCCGCGGAUGAGGAUUUCGUUUGCGCUUUGUGCCACGAGCUGAUCUAUGAGCCAGUGGUGCUUCCCUGCUCCCAUGCGUUCUGCCGCGCCUGCCUGGUCGACUGCCUUCACCGCGGUCCCAGUGCCCGGCGUUGCCCGCUUUGCCGAAAGUUGCUUCACGCGACGGCCAAGGAGGACCUCGUCCCCUGUGCUGCCUUCGGGUCGCUGCUUGCUGAGCGCUUCCCUGAGGAGUACGCGCGUCGCGGGGCUGCAGAGAAGGCUGUGGCAGAGCCUGAAUCAGAGGGCUCGCCCCCCGACAGCCAAGAGGAGCUUCCGCUGUUCGUGCUGGAAUCUAUCCUCCCCCUUCAGCGGCUACACCUGAAUGUCUUUGAGCCAAGAUAUCGUGCGCUUGUGCGCGUCGCGCUGCAAAGUGGUCGGCGCUUUGGUUUGGUCGGAUUCGAUGGUAACGGCAGUCACCUCAAGCACGGCGUCGAAGCCGUCAUAGAGGCUUGUGAGCAGACUGCCGAUGGCAGAUUCCAGCUGCAAAUUGUGGCAACUCGCGCCUUCAAGAUUAUGGAGGCCAGUCUCCACGAAAGCGGCUACCUCCUGGCCACUGUGCGCUUCCCGUGCCUGGAGAAGGCACCCGACUCGGAGGAGGUGCAGACAGCCGAAGCUCUUCUCCCAGAUCUUGAGGAGUGGCAGGGCUUCGUGCGCGCUGAGCGGCCACAUCACCUGGAUGGAAUUCUCCGGCAGCUCGGUCCGCGGCCGCCCUGCACGCAACCAGGAGCCAUGGCGCUUUGGGCAGCAGCCCUGCUGAACCCCCUGCCACCUCUCGGCGUGGCGCCGGAGCUCCGCGCGGACGUGCUGGCGGCGGAGACGGCGGCGGCGCGCCUGCAGGUGGUGAAGCGAGGGCUCAGCGCCUCGUUGGAACACCUCCGCUUGCUGGCGAACUCUCCGGCACGGCGGUGGGUUCUCAUGUUUUCGCGCUUGCCCGCGCCCGUUGCCCUGACGGCCGUUGUCGUGGUGGCCUGUAUUGUUUCGGCGGCGUUUCCCGGACAAGCGAGAGGCUGA